AUGACCGUGGUUCAACAAGUCUUUGCAGAUUGGAAGUUCGACGCCACCUUUGAAAGUCUUUACAACUCCACCGUUGAAAGUCUCUACAACUUUACCAACUCCUCUACAUCUACAGAGGGGGGGUGGGUCGAGCAGCUGGUUGAGAAGCUGAGGGAGCUGUGGGAAUCCAAUAAACAAGACCGCAUCAUCGCACCAUGUGAACGGUGGUACAAUAAUAACCAAGAUCUGACAAAGACUCGCCAUGAGCUUGUGGCGACAGCAAAAGCCGACAAGUGUAGAUGGAACGCUCUCACUGGAGCAAUGAGCGGGGCCAUUCCCGUUCCUGGGUUGGAUGCUGUUGGCAGUGUAGGUGCCGGAUUCUUGUUGCAAGCACAGGGAGCCUGCAUCGUUGCCAAACUACGUGGAUACGACGUGCAAGACGAGAGAACCCAAAGUUUGAUCCUGUGGGCUCUGGGCGGUGAAGGUGCGUCGGAAGUCAUCAAGGGGGUCGUUCAAGCAGCAGCAAAGACUGGCGGAACUGCAGCUGGGAAAACAGUGUUGAGCAAAGUCCCGAACCAGUUCUUCAAAGAAGUGAACAAGAAAAUGUGGCCUCUCAUUGGCCGGCAUUUGGUCACGAAGGGCCCACAAGGCUUGCUGUCACUUUCCAAGAUCAUCCCAGUGAUGGGUUCUACGGUGGGAGCAGUUGCUGGCGGCACCAUCGACUGGUUAUUCUGCCAUCAGGCGAUUGAUUUUGCAGAUCAGAAAGUUUUCCGCAUGAUCAACAGAGAAGAGGAGGACUUGCGAGCUUGGCUUCUUGCCAAUGAGUUCGAAGAGGAGGUCGUCGACACGCUGAUGGCCGCACAGCUUGACACCCAAACCAUCUGUCACGCGGAGAAAUCUGAUCUUCAAGGCCUUGGGCUUUCUCUAGGAAGAGUUUUGAAGCUACGCACAAAGUUAUUUGAAAAGGAUGGCCUUUGUACAAAGGAUCAUGCGGAGUUGUAG
Messenger RNA from Symbiodinium necroappetens, 981 nucleotides. The record is from the annotation of a GenBank genome assembly. Lineage: Eukaryota; Dinophyceae; Suessiales; Symbiodiniaceae.